UUCCAUUUCUCUGCUGGCUCUGUAUGUGGUUCUGGGCGUGACGGCUGGAGGGGUUCUGGUUUGUUGGUGCUGUUGGGCUCCAGCUUGUUCACAGCUUCCACAAACACAGUGAAAUGUCACUGUUCAUCCUGAUAACGCUGCAAUUAUUUCUAGAGGUGAAGACACAAGGUUUGCCUCAAGCCAAGCUGACAGUAUUUCCAGCGUCCGUCACUGAUGGAGAGAUGCGUUUGGUCUGCGAGGGGUUUGAAAACAGGACAGUCUCUGAAUGUUUCUUCUACCCAUCGGGACAGGAGAAUUUUACAACUCCGAGUGUGUCGUGUGAACUCUCUCUCACCGGCUCUGAACUCAUCAUAUGGUCUGGAGAUGAGGAGAGUUCAUUUGUUAACACAGUAUGUUUUUAUUCUGUCAGUGAAUUAGGAAAAUAUAUCACAUCAGCUCAUUCUGAUGAAGUCUCAGUGAGGGUCAGAGAUCCGACGACCACAUCGUCUACGUCACCAACCACAGACAACAUAUCAACUGUUACAUUCUCCGCUGAAACCUCUCAAGAAGAUUUGCCUGCCAUGUCAACUUCCUUCACAAUGGACCUUUCAACAUUUUCAGAUAUGUUCAGUCCCAACACACCCAACAGUGACAUUUUAACAAAUGCAACAAACUCACUCCUGGAAUCUACAGCAACAUCUGCAGCUGCGUCUAGUGCUACAAAACCUACCACAUCAGAUCGCCAUGAAAUCAACAUGUUCUCAAAUUCAAAGAUGCUGUUCUUCAUUACGGUGGCUGGCACUGGUGUGGGUAUCGUUUUAGUUGUGCUCAUGGGUGUCUGUAUGUAUGGAUGUACAAGAAAGCAGAGGACAGUGAGAAUUUGGAUUGAAUCAACCAGUAAAGAAAAUGGCGUUUCCAUACCAAUGGCCAGAUCAGACGAUUAUGAAGAGGAAGAAGCAGAAUAUUACUCUUCAGUCAACUUUUUACCAACAACAUCUGAACCCGCAGGAGACACUGAAGAACAAUCAAAUCAAACCCAGGUUAAAUUGAAUCCUCUGUAUUGCUCAAUCCUCACCCAGCCAGCCAUCAAUGACAGCGGAGAUGUUUACAGUGAGCCAGAGUCUCACUAACACACACCCAUCCUGCCAACAAACAGUGUCAUUCAUGCCGAAAUUAAUCAAAUUGACAUCACUGCAGUUCUGUGGCUUUGAAAGGCACCUUCACACCAUUCUCAUAUCCUGACAUACACUGUGUCCUGUUUGUCUCAGUUAAAUAGACAUAAUGAUACUUCUCCUUUUCAUCUGUCUGCAUUUUCUGGAGGUUCAACUUCAAGAUGAGAGGCCAAACAUUACAGUUGUCCAUGACUCUCCUCUUGGUGAAUUCAGAAUUAAAUGUAAAAUACCAGGAUCUGAAAACACUGGUUGUGGUCUGUUCUUGGGAGACAAUGACCAACCGCUUUUAAAGACAGACUCACAUAAAAUGUCUGGAGAAAUACAGUGUAGUUUUACGAUUACAGAAUCAGAUUUAUUCAUUAAACUGCGUUCAGUUAAGAGUAAAUCAUUGAGCUGCAAAUAUUCUCCAAAAACAGACCCAUCCAAAAGUUCACCAUACAGUGACAAAUACAACCUGACAGCUUUUCUUCCGGUGCAAAAACCCCAAGUCACCACACAUCGGUUACCAAACACUGAGACAAAAACAGAGGAAUCAACAAUUUCUUUUCUUCCUUUCCAAAUUUACCAAGUCACCAACCAGUCAGCAAGCACAACAGAGGAAUCAACAAUUUCUUUUCUUCCUUUCCAAAUUUACCAAGUCACCAACCAGUCAACAGAGGAAGCAACAAUGUAUAUAAUAACAACUGUCUCUACAAUUACAAUUACAACAGAUCUACAAAGAUUGUGGCCUUUCCUAACCAGUAUGAUCAUAAUUCUGAGCGGACUCAUGGGCAUCUGCAUGUACUUUUUUACCAGAAGGAAACAGGGAACACAAAGUUGUGAGAUAACAGAAGUGGUCUUUGUAGAAGUAUUUAAAGUCCGUUCAUUCAGAGUCAAGGAAAGAUGAGACCACAUACAGCACCAUGUCCCCACUGAUGAGAUUUACUUUAUUUACUCUUAUUUUUUCUUAAUAUCCCUUCUAUACACGUCUUCAUGAGGCAUGUAAAUGACUUUAAGUGAGGCUGCAUGUCCAGAGCAACUUGUUAGGUUUUUAAAUCAUUUUGCAUCCAAUUUUAAGAUAAUGCUUGUUUAAAGAACCACAAGAAAAAUAAUAACAGAUAUAAAAUUGUACCUUUAUUUUGUAUAUACUCCAUGUCAUGUUACACAUACAUUGAUUGCACAGUUUACUUGAUUGUUAAAGUGUAUAAAGUGAAAGAACAUAGGUUUUGUUGUAGUUUACAAUUUUUAUAUAAUUAAUGAUGUACAUUUCGUAAAACUAUUCAAAUACACAUUAAAAUUUACACGGAUGAA
Molecule: messenger RNA, 2441 nt
Organism: Triplophysa dalaica
Lineage: Eukaryota; Metazoa; Chordata; Actinopteri; Cypriniformes; Nemacheilidae
Exons: 25
Coding region: 114-1109 (331 amino acids)
Source: RefSeq, a predicted model, not a curated record